Molecule: messenger RNA, 999 nt
Organism: Letharia columbiana
Lineage: Eukaryota; Fungi; Ascomycota; Lecanoromycetes; Lecanorales; Parmeliaceae
Exons: 3
Coding region: 1-999 (332 amino acids)
Biological process (GO): L-proline biosynthetic process
Molecular function (GO): pyrroline-5-carboxylate reductase activity
Source: RefSeq, a predicted model, not a curated record
AUGUCAGUCGAAACGAUACCCACGAGGAUCACCUUCCUAGGCUGCGGCAAACUCAGCUCCGCGAUCCUCCAAGGCAUCCUCGACUCCCUCACCAACAGCAAGCCCACCGACUUCCGACCCCCCUGCCCCAUCCCCGGGACCACCGAGACCCAAUCCCCACCGUCCAAGCCCGCCAUCAUCACGCCCACAUCCCUCACCGCCUGCGUCCACCGCCCGAACAGCGCCGCGCUGCUGACCGCCAAAUUCUCCCACGACCCCCUCGUCACCGUCCUCGCCGACGAAAACGUCCUCGGCGCCCAGCGCGGCGACGUCGUCAUCCUCGGCAUCGAACCGCACGCCUACCGCCCAGUGCUCGCCGCACCCGGCAUGGCCGCCGCGCUGCGCGGGAAGACGCUCGUGAGCGUCGUCGGCGGCGUGCCCGCCGCGAAGCUGUACGGUGCGAUAUACCACGGCACGGGGGAGGAGGAGAAGGAGGGGGAGGGGAAGGGGCGGCGCUGCCACGUCGUGCGCGUGACGGCGGGGACGUCAGCCGCGGUGCGGGGAUCCGUGUCGCUGAUCGGCGAGGAGCCCGGUCGCGGACACCCGCCCGCGGCGCUGAACGCCGUGUACUCGCUGUUCAUGCGGGUUGGGCAGGUGAAGAUGUGGCCGGAGCAUUUGCAGGCGGUGGGUGCGACGAUGACGGCGGGGGGUCUUGCGUUUUUGUCCGUGGCGGUGGAGGGGUUGGUGGAGGGUGCGGUCCGGGAAGGGGUUGAGAGGGGGGAAGCGUUCCAGAUGGCGGCGUCGUGUAUGGUGGGGCUGUCGAAGCUGAUUGCGAGUGGAGAAGCGCCGGGUGAGGUGAGGAGUAAAGUCGCGACGCCUGGAGGAUCUACGGCUGCAGGCUUGAAGGUGUUAGAGGAGGGGAAAGUGAAGGAUUUGUAUAUGGAGGCAUUGGAGGUGACUACUUUCAGAACUAGUAGACUAGACGAUAUACUCUACCUGCUACCUGGAAAAUGCGAUUAG